Molecule: messenger RNA, 2512 nt
Organism: Megachile rotundata (alfalfa leafcutting bee)
Lineage: Eukaryota; Metazoa; Arthropoda; Insecta; Hymenoptera; Megachilidae
Gene: tan
Product: C45 family peptidase tan
Source: RefSeq, a predicted model, not a curated record
GCCUUGAUAAUGCAAAUUAUGGUUGAACUUAAAUUUUAACUUGAAGAAUAUUAAAAAUUUGAGUGAGACUUAUUAUAUUUGCGCUGAAAGUGCGUCACGAGACUCGUCAAAAUACAAGCGGUUAAAACUUGUUUUUAGAUAUUGAAAAUCUUUUACAAUAACCUACUCUGAAUUUAAUAAAUUGAAGUAAUAGAUUCAAGUCCAAGAAGAUUAUGAUCGAGCAACAACGUGUCUUCUGUAUAAAAAUCUUCUUUGAAACGCAAGUCCAGAAAUGAAACGCAAGAAGAAGAGGAAGCGUUUGCGGAAGAACCAUAAUGGCGGUCACGCCGCCGCUGGAUCUCAUUGUUCACCAACGGAGAAUUCGUCGAUUCUUGGAGGUGGCUACGCGUGUCGUACGGCUUCGCAAAUCAACGUAAGCCGAUAAAAGGUAGAUUAGACUCACGGUCUUCGCGUAGCGGAGGGAAGCCGACCGUAAAAACCGUCCUCGGACGCGCGACGAUCAUUCUCGUCGCCACGACGCCUGGAAUCGGCCGCUUCGAUCUCGUCGAUUCGUAUCAAUUUGCAUCCCUCGACAGAGGCUCCAGUUGAAUUUCAGGUACGUUCGCCGGAAGCGCUCCCUAAAACGAUCGGCACCGCGAGUUUUCCUGCCAAGUUCGCUCCCCCCUGUUCCGCAAGAUUUUUUCUCAGAUCGAAUUUUCCGCGGUUCGAUUGGCCCGUUUCCCGCGUCACCGGCGAUAAGUUUGAGCGGUACAGGUGACGUCGAGAGUAUCUAGUUCAGCGCGCGAAACGGAGUUCGUUAUUUCGCGUUCGACGCGCGACCGGGUCUAUCUGAUCGAAUCGGAUCGAACGGGGGCUGCGAGGUCGCGAUUUAGGAACGGGGGAACACGUUUCGCGUUCUCCAGCGCGGUGAACCGAUCGAACGCUGGCGUGGAAAGAGGCGGAUGCGAGAAGGUGGGCUGGAAAGGUGGUAAGGGUUCGAGGAACGCGAUUUUUCACCACACGAAAAAGCGUUUCAACCUUGAAGCGUACCGAAAUGAACGAAAUCGAGAGUAGCGUAGGGGGAAUACAGAGCAUGGGAGAGAGAUGUCAGAGAUAAGGAACUCGUGCCAGCAUAGCAAAACGAUAUCGAAAUUUUAGCUGCACCGGUAGUUGCGGCUCGUUUGGAAGAGGCAACAAGUCAAAGGAUGACAACGCCGGAAGACUCUGGUCCAUGCACCAGCGAGAACACGGAUAUCGGAAGAAGACAAGCCGUUCCCAUUAUUCAUACCAGAGGAACUCAUUACGACGUCGGUUUCGAUAUCGGACGCACCUUCUCCGGCCUAAUUCGAUCCUACAUGGAUAGAUAUCGGCCGUUGAACGAAACGUACCUGCCGCUUUACGAGACCGAAGCGGGUAGAAAGAUUUACGAAGAAACUCUGGCAUGCGUGGAAGAGCAAUUCCCGGGAUAUCUCCGGGAAAUCCGGGGGACGGCCGACGGAGCGGAUGUUCCCUUCCACAAGCUAUUUCUCAUGCAUUUAGACGACAUCGUGCCGAAUGUAGCGAACGAAACAGUGCAGAGCAACGAGUUACCGGUUGGUUGCUCAACUAUCAUGUGUAAUCAACCAGGCCAGGAGAUUUUGGGACACAACGAGGACGCACUCGGGGAGACCCUCAACCACUGGUACCUGGUUGCUGCUCACGUGGUCGAACCAGGAUGCAAGGAGGAAAAUUUCACGUCCUUGAGCUACGCCGGGUUCCUGCCUGGAUACACGAUGGGUUACAACCAUCAUGGUCUCGUUUACUCUAUCAAUACUCUCAGUGCCGCCACUUUGAGAUCCGCCAAGACUCCCAGGUACUUUUUAGCCAGAGCGCUGUUGUCCGCGGAGAAUUACGUGGAGGCCCAGCAAAUUUUGCGGAACGAAGGAUGCGGCGCUGCCGAGGGAUUCUCGGUGAAUAUGACUUUUCUAACGCAAGAAGGGGACAGAAUGUUUCACAAUGCAGAGAUCGGUCCUUGUGAGCCUGACGCCACGCAAUCUCAACUGAACAUCUUGACUGUCAGCCCCGGAGAGAACACGGCCCAUUGCAACAAAUAUCUGCGACUGAAGGUGCCGGAGGUCGAGGGUGUUAUCAUAGACAGCAGCGUGAAGAGAAUGGAGGCCAUCUGCAGACAUCCUCCGGCUAAGUCGCGUCAGGAUGUUAUAAAUAUUUUGAGUGAUCAAACUGAUGAUGAGUAUAGAGUUUAUCAGGAGAUUAAGAAGGACGACUAUGUGAAGACUAUUGCUACAGGUAUCUUUGACUGCAUCGAGAGGACUUGGGCCAUCUACACGGACAAACCGAACUCUACAGAACCGAUCGUAGUGAUACCUUUAAGACUGCGCGAUGAACCGACAUCCGCUGCAAGUUGAACUUUAUGUCCAAACGUAAAGUUCCUCUACUAGUGAAUUUCUUUCCAAUAUCGUUACUUUGCUUCGUUCUAUAAUUUUGUCUUAUAUUUUACUGUCUUCACGAACUAGACAAUAUUUGUGUUCGCAUA